Xylaria bambusicola is the source of this 574-nucleotide messenger RNA. RefSeq lists its product as uncharacterized. The record is from RefSeq and is a predicted model, not a curated record. NCBI's taxonomy places the organism in Eukaryota, Fungi, Ascomycota, Sordariomycetes, Xylariales, Xylariaceae. The transcript has 2 exons. Bases 155 to 499 code for a protein of 114 amino acids.
AGUUAGGGUAAAAGUUGUUAUCGUGGCGUACAGAACAGGAGUAUAAAGUAGCCGUCCAAUCCCUUGGUGGUGGACAUAUGCCCAGCAAAUUGCCACGGACUAGUAUCACUACUCACGAUCCAUCACAAAUAGCUUCCCCAAAACCAAAGACAAUAUGAAGUUCAUUGUCGUUCUCGCCGCCCUCGCUGCUACCACCUCUGCUUACCGGUGCAAGUUUGACCGCUUCUCUGGCAGCUCGGGCGGUACCUUCUACUGCGGCGCGUUCGAGGAGAACCACAAGAAGGGUGACCAGACUGAGAAAGAUGGGUGUUCAAAGGUUCACACCAAUUCUUGCUACAAGCGACACCACGGCACCACCGGCGACGCCAACUGCAGGCUUGUCAUCUACUAUGGUAAUGACAGGUGUGUAAGCGACAGGCAGUUGACAUUGAACUGCGCCGAUAACUUGGCGAGUGCUCAAAUCUAUGAGAACCACAGCUACAAGGUCUACUGUGACUAAGCAGAUAAGUCUUUAGAAGGCGUGGAAUUUCACUGAUCUUCACCGUAUUCGGACUUGAUAGUUAUGGUGGAGUAA